Molecule: messenger RNA, 8915 nt
Organism: Ruditapes philippinarum (Manila clam)
Lineage: Eukaryota; Metazoa; Mollusca; Bivalvia; Venerida; Veneridae
Product: flagellar attachment zone protein 1-like
Exons: 45
Coding region: 279-4715 (1478 amino acids)
Source: RefSeq, a predicted model, not a curated record
UUGGAAUUUUCAUCGCGAUUUCAACAAGUUUUCGGACAGAGCGGGUGCUUUGAAUUAAAAUUUAUUUUUGGCUUUGACAAACAUAAACACCCACUCCAAGUGAAAUAAUGGGACAUUUUUAGCUUCAAUAUGUUUAAUUUUUCAUUCUAAAACAGUUCUACUGGAAGUACUUCAUAGUCAAAUAGGAAGGGUCGCGGGAGUUUUGGCGUCGUUGACAGCGGUGUCCGUGCAAGUUUUUGUCUAUCACUUUCGUCGUUCUCAGAAAUUAUAUUACCACAAUGUACCAUCACUUCUUUGACAGAAGAGGAGACCAAUUGGAUCACUUCCCAACACGAGAAAACGGAGAAAUGUAUUACGGUUCCCAGAUGCAGCUCAGUCCAGAGCGAACAUCCCUCAACUCAUUAAAGGGAGGUAAUCCACAGGAUUCUAUGCUCUCGUUGUUUCCUGAUGAUGACAGUGGUUUUAAUUCAACAUUUAGAUCAAAAAGUCGCUCAGGGCUAUAUUUAUCCGACGAUUACAACAGUUUAUCUCCGAGAAUGAACCGAUCACGCUCCAUGACACGUCUUCCAAUGACCAGCUCCCAAGACCUCGACCCACUCCUCACACAGUCGCACCGGAUGCGACCGUUCGAGCAUUCACUGCGGCACUUGAAAGAUAAUUUAGAUGACAGUGAAAACAGACGUAUUGUUUUGGUACAUAAGUUAAAAGAAGCACAAGAAACAUUAGAGUUACAAAAUGACAGAUUAAACAGGAUUGAGGGAACGGCAAAAACAAACUCGGUGCUUGUAGAUGAUCUGAAAUACAAAGAAAAGGAAUAUAGAGAUAAAAUCAACCAUUUAGAACACUCAGAAGAAGCCAAGUUGUAUCUCAAAUCAGAAAAUGACAGACUACGAGAAGAAAUGCAACAUAGGAUUGACAAGCUCGACUUCCAGUUGCGAUCAUUACAAGCACAGCACCAAGUCUCUGAGACAGAAAACUUUAAACGUAGCAAUCUCCUAGAGCAAAGUACGACAGCAUUGUCUUUACUGGAAAAUGAGAACACUAAGCUGAAAAAGGAUAAAGAUACAUUACGGCAGGAAUUAUUGGUGGCUAAGGAAGCUCUGGAGUUAGCUAGAGAGAAAUAUGGACCCAUGGAGGGAGAAAAUAAAAGUUAUAAACAUGAAAUAGAAAGAAUUAAAGAGACAUUCCUAGAAAUGAAAGAGGAAAAUGACAGACUGUCACACAAAGCUCAUUCAGCCACAAGUAAGUUAAAUGAACUCAAAGAUCUCACAGAGUCCAUGAGGGAGGAGAAUGAAAAAUUGGCCAGUUCUUGGAAACAGCUUGCAGAGGAAAAGCAAAAGUUGGUUCGAGAGAUUGACAAUAACCAAGAAAAUCACCGAGAGGCGAGAGCGCGUGUAACUAACCUGGCAACAGAAAGAGAUCGACUAUUUAACGAGAAAAUGGAAAUGACGUCUAAAACACAACAGCUUAUGAUUGAUAAGGAACAAAUUGAAAAGGGAUGGAAAAAAUUGAGACAGAAAAAAGAUUUAGUGGAAAAGACAAAGAUCGCACUAGAAGAGCAGAUUGCUGAGCAGGAAGAAGAAUUGACGCGGAUCAGAAAAGGCGUCAAACGGAAGGAUGAGGAACGGCGCCUUCUAGAGGAGAGCUUGCAUGACUCAAAAAAUAACUAUGACGAACUGUACAAAGAAUUAUCAAAUGUACGAGCAUAUUACGAGAGAUCGUUGGAACAAAUCAGUGUCCUGGAGAACAACAAACAUUUAGCCAUACAACAAAUGGAACUUGCUGAACAUGAAAAAGAACGUCUCCGUGUUGAAAAUGAUCGUCUCAGAGAGUUGGCAGAAGGCAGGUCUCGAGAUCUAAAAAAUGAGAGAGAACAACUGGAAGAAGCUGUCCUAGACCUUAAGGUGAUACAGACUAUAGCUCAACUGCAGGAUGACUUACGCCAUAUGAAACAGGAAAAGUCAAAGGCAGACGACAAAGUGCAGGAACUGGAAAUCAAAUUACAAAAAUCCAAUGAUGAUGUGAAGGAAAUGGUUAGUUUGAAGCAGGGUGAGAUUGAUACACUAAAGUCAACUUGUGACCGUUUGUCUGCAGGAACUACCAAAAAGGAGACAGAACUACAGGCAAUGUCUGAAAAGGUACAACAGGUAGAAUUGCAGAAUGAGAGGUUGAGAGAUGAACUACGAGGUUACAAAGAGGAUUGCGAACAGUUGUCUGAUCAAGUUGAAGAUAUCAAAAAACUCAAAGAUGAAAAUCGCCGUCUGCUGCAAGAAAAGGCGGAAAAUGAGCAGGUGAUCAAGCUCCUGGAGACUCAGAAGGAAGUGCUGUCUAAAAGUGAUACUCGUUUAAAACAAAAGGAUGCCCGACACAGACAAAAGGCUGAUUCCAGUAUGGAAAAACUGAAAGAUAUUGACAAGUUGACAGAUAAGAUAGAGCAGUACAGAAGUGAUAAUGAACAUCUGAGGAGUAGGAUCAUGGAACUUGAAAAGGUGCGGGACAAUCUAAUAGCUCAAAAGGAAGAACUUCUGGCUAAUAGUGAGCUAAUCUACAAGAAGCCACAGUUAGAAGAACUUGAAGCAAAGAUUGACGAGUUAAGAGAUGCAAAUAAGCAGCUAAGGGAGAUUAAUGAACAAGUCAAUGAGAAAGCUGAGAUCUUACAACAGGAGAAUGCAACCUUGAAAGAUGCAGUUGGUGGGGACGGUUCAGUGGUGCCUAGGGUAGAGCUUGAAAGACUUACAAGAGAGAAGGAACGGAUGCAAAGUGAUUAUGAUCAUUUGAAACAGGAGCACGAAAACCUUGAAGAGCGACAUCAGCGGUUUAUAAUUCAGUACGGUCACGAAGGUUCCGAGGCUAAGAAAGACAAAGAAGAGAUAAAUAGAUUGAAUACAGAGAAAGAAGCAUUAGAGAAGACAGUUGCUCUUAUCAAUGGUCAGAUGUUGUUAGUAGAGGGAGGUAAAAAACGUCUGGAUGAUGUAGUAGAUGAUCUUCAGACUGAAAUUGUCUCCCUUAGACAACAGUUGGAGGAGGCUGAGAAAAAGAUCGCUGAAUAUGUAUCGAAGGAGAAGGAAGAAAAACAAGUAACGAGUGGUGAGCCUCAGGGUCAACCGCAUUUGCCAUUUUUCCCGUCGAUGCGGGUCAGACAUCAGCCAGAGGUAGAAGCUCUACAGGAAGAAAUAAAUAUACUAAAUGAGCAGCUUGAUGAAUCAAAAUAUGAGCAAGACAAACAAAGAAGGCUUAUCCAAACAUUGAAAGAUGACAUUGAGGAAGAGAGAAAUAAAAAACCUACUCAGAUUAGAGAUUUUGAGAAACUUAAAAAUUCCCUGAGCUCUGUUGGACAGGAAUCUCUAGACGACGUCGGGACAGAGUUACGGGACAUGAGGGACGAGCUUCAUAAACUAAUGGGAGUAAUAGAGAGCAAAGAUCAUGCCAUAGAAACUUUAGAAAACCAACUCAGGACCUCAAAAGGCGAAGUUCAAAUGAAGGCUCAGGCGAUGUCUGAUCUUCAAGUAUUAGUCUCGGAUCUCGAGCAGAAGAAUGAAGAGUUACGACACAGUGUAGAUGGUGUAAGACAUAGUGUGGAGGAGAAGUUGUUAUCACCUAGACACACAAGUCCAAGACUAUCCAGUCCAACACAGCGACAUACCAGUCCGAGCCCACCAAGGACAUCUAGAUCACCAACUUCUAGAGGGUCAAGGAUACCAAGAAAAGUCGAGGAUAGCACUAGGGAACCACACUCGGGAGACCUGUUUGGUGUAAUUACAGGCAGAUCACGAAGUCAGGAUAGGGGUAGUGAAAUUAUUAAAAGGCUCAAACCUGCCGAGUCUGUGUUUAAACGCGAGUCUCGCUCGCUAACUAAAUCCUCGACCGAGUCCGACACCUCUGAAGGUAUUGACGUAGUUCCUGGAAAUUAUGGAUCUAAAUUUAUAUCUAAACAAAUAAAGCGGAGCCAAAGUGAAAAAGGUGGAGACCGACUACAGAGCCUUAUCUCAAAAUACCGUGGUUACAGCGAUUCAGGAAGCCUACCGGAACGGAAGAUAAAACCUCUCUCAAUUUCACCGAGUAGUAAAAUGGGAUUAGUCACAAAGGGGCGGAGCUUUGGGCCAGCGGCCCCUAAAACAGAUAAAGAGGUGAGUGGUGAGGACUCUGAAUCACGUGUGCAAGAAUCUCACUUUCCUUUUACCUCAUCACAUUUAGCAAAUUCUGAAUCUUAUGCCCAAAAAAAUAGUCCCAUUUUGCAAGAAAAUAGUGCCACAGAUAAUGAGGUGCUAGUUGAGAGAGCGGAUGCUUCUGGACAAACAGAAACAGAGGGUGGAUUAGAAAAAGGCGGGAACGGGGAGACGGGCACCGAGGGUCAGGGAGAAGAAGAUGAAGAAGAUGAAGAUGAAUCGACUGAAGAAGAAUCUGAUUCGGAACAAAAAGAUAUUGACAGACUUAUUGACAGUUGCUAUAGAACUCACUUAGCAUUUCUAAAGAAACUCAAGAAGCGAGGAUACAAGGGGCCUAAGGGAGGUAAGAAUGGCGGAUGGCUGAAAGUCACUUUUGCCGAUCAAAGUGCGUCUCCCCCAAAACCGAUCCUGUCUGUUAGUCCACCAAAAAUCACCAGCAAGGUCAUAGCUGGCCUGCUGAGGAUGUCGACAGGCUUAUCAUCUCAAACGACCUUGACCCCGGACACUCCUCCCUCACCUCCGACCUCUGCACUGCCUGAUAGCUUGUGAUCUAUUUAUAGCACAACCUUCACCUUUGACCUUCAUUGCACAAGGUACACUAAAGUCCUUAAAAUGUGAACAAAAUUCUCCCUCAUGACAGUUAUUUAGGUCAACCUUACAACCAAUCAGAGCAGAGGAUUCUACAGGAACCAAUCAAAUCUUGGGGAAAUGUUUCAACCAAUCAGAUACCUUUUUACAAGACUGAACAAAAAUUGUAUCCAAUCAGAAGUUGUUUUAAGCAAUACUUGGCCAUUGAUCUGGACUUGAUCAACCAAUCAAUAUGUGAUAUUUUUUUAAACAAAAAAAAGAAAGAAAAGCAAAGAGAAAAUAAUGAUACAUGUACAUACAAAACUAUCAUAAUCUUAGCAAAGCAUCGUUUUGAAUAAACCUUGGAAACCAAAAUAUUGUGAUAAAAAACAACACUGUACCAUAAAAAAUACCAUGAUGACCUUCAAUUUUAUAUCGGGUACCUUGAGUGAAGUUUGAUUAUUCUACAUAUUAAAUUCAUUUUUAAUUUUCAAUUUGAUUAAUUGUUGAAAAGAAGCAGUUGCCCUUAAUUUCAUUUCUCAAUUUAUGUGACUAACUAAACACAGUCCAAAGAAAUGUUUAGUUCAUUUAAAUUUUUCAAGCAUUCAUGCAUCUGUUUAGAUUUGAUAAUGUUUUGUUGACUUUUUGAGUGUACUCAGUUUUCCAGUGUGGAUGAAUUAAGGUAGCUUACUGUGAUACUAUAAAGGGAUAUAAAGGUAGGAUUUUUAUGAUGGAAAAAAAGCAAAAAAUAACAAAAAGAAACAAUAAGUUUAUUCACUAACACAGGACAAUAUAUGAGAUAGUUGGGUUUGAUUGACAAGAAGUUGGAUUCUGAAGUAAUUUGGAACAAUGCCUCAAGUUGUAUUGCAACAAAGCCUCAAUAUUUAGUAUUUGUAAAAGCAAAGAUUUAUGUUAAUGAUGUAUUUGUCAAAGCAAUUAGCGGGUUUGUUGAAUACUGAAUUUUAUGACUUGUUGUUGAACAUUAGUAAAGUUUUGAAAUAGCUAUUUGAUGCAAGAAAGUGUUUGAAAAUAUACCUUUAUAUCCUUUUAAUAUAGAAUUAUGUGAUAGAUACUUUUAUUAUGAAAAUAUACUGACCUUUGCACUAACAGAGCUCUAUACAAUAUUAGCCUGCAGAAUCUAAUAUAACUGGACUCCCUGAACUGGACAGUAAUUUGACCUGCAAUUUGACUUUUGUUUAUUCUGUUACUAGGGGGCCUCUUUGGCAUAGUGGUUAAGGUUGCUGCAAACUGCCUGUCACUACUUUGGGUUCAAAUCUCAUCAGUUAAAAAAACUGAAUCAUUUGAAAUACAAUUCAAUGAUAACUUCGUUUUUGUUUCGGUUCUUUUUUGUUUGCGAGGGUGGGGGGAGUGGAAGGGGGAUGUUUAUUUUAAUAUUCAAGGUGUAUAAUUAUAAAUAUCUCUUUUUCUGCAUUUUACGAUUGUCAGUAUAUUUUCACACUUUAAGUAUUCUCUUAUUUUACAAAAUCAGAUUUUUAUGUGAUAUACAUGUAUAUAUACAAUUAUAUUUUUAUAUACUUAAUUUUUUUAUACUGUAUUAUAUCUGAUUUCUUAUUUUACAUCUGCAUUUUUGACAAAGUUGGAUUUUAAAACAAGACUUAAAUAUCUUUAGUAGAAGAUGCAGUUUAUAAAUAUUUUGUAUGAAAAAAAUGCUUCAAACCAAUUGCACAGCCCUAGCUCAAUCAUAGAUCCAGGCUGGUUUACACCCAAUAGUCUUAAGACUCUAUUCAUUGUUUGAAAUUUCUUUUUUGACUACCCGAAAAAUUGAUAAUGGAUGGUUCCGUUUUGCAAGCUGGUGAAAUCUAUUAUAAGAAAAUUGGCAGGAUUAGGUUUAUAAUUAUACAUUUUGUUGCAGAAAUUGGCACCAUAAAUAUACUAGAUUUCUAGACAUUUUUUGUCUAUUUAAUUUUUUUCUUCAAGUAAUAAGUAUGUCUGCAAGAUAUUUUUUAAUUUGAAAUUGUAGCCAAAGAAAGAAAAGAUAUCAAAAUUACUUAUGUCUUACAUUUUAUUUGUUGAGAAAAGCUAUUAAAGAAAACAAAUAUUGUAAUAACCUAGACAAAAAUAGGAUGUAGCAAAAACAGAGGUUUGGCUACAAUGUUUUAUUGGUUAUUGACCUUAUGCUUCUUAGUUUUUACUGUUGCUUUUCAAUUUACAGACUUUAGUCUUUGAUACAAUUAAUCAAAGUACUGACUGAUUAGUAAUCGCUGAAUUUCUUAAGUGAACUUGUCCAACCUCAAGUUUGGAGCUGCCCAUUAUCAAUUUUAGGGAUAUCAAAUUCUGAAAAUAUGUCGGGCAACAGUAUAUAGCAUGGUCAGACUCUACUAUUGCACAGUCUGGCUUGGCUUUGUGCUGGUGGCCAUGGCCAGUCACUUGGUUCCAGCAGGGUAAGGUAAUUUGUGAUUUUUCAACUCAAAUGAAAAGAAAAUAAUAUGCUCCUUUUGGGAUAAAAUUAAUACAUUUUUAACAGUAUAAUUCAAUUAGUUUUGCUUUUAACCAUCCUCUACAAUUUUUCAUGGUAUCAAAUAUUAUUUGAGCUGCGUCAUGACAAAACCAACGUAAUGGGAUUGAGACCAGCAUGGAUCCAGACCAGCCUGCGCAUCCGCGCAGUCUGAUCAGGAUCCAUGCUAUUCGCUUACCAACUCUAUUACAAGUAGAGAAACUGAUAGCUUACAGGAUGGAUCCUGAUCAGACUGCGCGAAUGCGCAGGCUGGUCUUGAUCCAUGCUGGUCGCAAACCCAUUAUGUUGGUUUUGUCGUGACGCAGCUCAAUUAUAUAUUAAAGUUGUGAGUGCCGCACACCUAGGCUGGCCAAACAAAUUUUUUAAAUUAUUUUUGAAAAACAUCAAAUUUUUUAGUAAUUGUGAAACGUGUAAAUUAAUUCAAAGUUGAAAUAUAGAAACAAAUUUACGUACUUUUUAAAUAUUUAUAUUUCAAACCUGAUUUGCCAAUUUCAGUCUCAUUUUCAGCACAAACAAAAUAAAAAUAUUUUUUUUAUAUAAUGACUAAAUCUGCUAUUUUUGUCAUAUCUCUACAUAUUACUGGAUAUUUUUGCAUAUUUUGACAAAUUUAUGUUAAUUAAUAUAAUUUUUUAUGACUUCUAUUCUAUCUAAAGUUACCUUAUAAUUCUUUUAAUAUUUAGAACACUGCAACAUUUUCUUUUUCAUGGGAGCCUACACAGUGUUGAUUUUGAAGUGCACUUUUCUUAUGAAAACAGGAAGAACAUGUCUACAUGUAUUGUUUGUGGUGGAGUAAAGCAUUUAAUACUACCCUUGGAAAUUACCUAUAAGUAUAAAUAUAUACAACUGGCUCUUGCACAGGGUAGAUAGAAAUAUGGUGAUUAAUUGGUUAAUUAGAAAUAUAAUGAUUAAUUAGAAAUAUGGUGAUUUAUUAGAAAUAUGGUGAUUAAUUAGAUAUAUGGUGAUUAAUUUAGUAGUAAUAUAACUGAGUCAAAGUUUGUAUAUUACAUGUAAAGUGUCAAUUAGAUUAUCCCCGUUAAAAACCAAAACAAACGCACAAGCAAAACAAAAUGAAUACUUAAACAUUUCUUUAACUAUUAAUUUAUUUUUUCUGUUGUGAGAUAUUUUGAAAGUUCGUUUGAAAAUCUGGAGGAUGCUACUUUAAUAAAUGAGACAAUUAAGAUUAUGAGUAAAAAUCGCAUGUUGACAUUAGAAAAAAAAGUUUUGGUUCAGAUAAUUGACUUUGAUGAUAUUUUAUCAUAUAUUUCUGAGGUAUGAAAUUUGAGAAAGUUUUAUUUAACAUUGUUAUGUAUGAAAUUUGUGUAUGAUAAUGAAUGUUCAGCUUUAACUUAAGAAUUACAGAAUGUUUGUGGUUCUUCUGAGGUGCCAGUUCCUGACUAAAUGAGGCAUAAAAUGGCACACGAGGUCAGACAUUGCAAAUAAAUUUAGAAAAGUUGCCAUAUGACCUUAAAAGUGUUGAUGUGCUAUUGAACACAACAAAAGAUUCCAAGAAGAUAAUUAUAUAUUUAUACAUUAUCUAGUACAGUAAUUGUGAUUUUAUACCUAUAAUUCGUCCAUUAUUUAUACAGUAUUAGAAUUUUUGUUUCGUUUGUUUAUUGUGUACGUCUUUGUCUUUUAUGUUCACCUGUGUUGUGUACAAGCAUUUUUAGAAAAAAUUAUUUUAAUAAAAAAUAUUAACUUAAAAAUUA